UCUCUCGACAACGGGCACGUGUGGGACAAUGCCGACCAAAGGAGGACGACGAAGGAAGACCCGCACGCAUGUCGUUGGGUUUCCAUCAGGAGCAGUCGGGGCCCCUGAGAGUGAAAUGACUGAGAAAGUCCCGAAGAGUUUCGUCCUGAAGAAGGGCAAGGUCCACUCCAAUGUGUCCGACCUUGCAGAAGAGAUGCGGAGGGUCAUGGAACCGCACACAGCGCGCAAGCUGCGAGAGCGCGCCAAGAACACUGUGAAGGACUACGUGUCGGUGUCCAGUGUGCUCGGCGUAACCCACCUCCUAGUGUUCACACAGACGGAUAAGAGCCUGAGCUUGCGCGUUUGCCGAACGCCAACUGGACCUACCCUUACGUUCAAGGUUCGACAGUUCUCCCUCAUGCGGCACGUGCGAGCACUGCAAAAGCGACCGGUGGAGGUGAACCAGGCGUACAAGACAUCUCCUCUGGUCGUGCUCAACAACUUCGGGGACAAGCAGGCAUCGUCUCAAGUAAAGCUGAUGAAGGUUACACUACAGAACAUGUUUCCAUCAAUCAACGUGGCGACGGUCAAGUUGCAAGAUUGCCGGCGAGUGGUUAUGUUUAACCUCGACAAGACCAAUGGCACGGUCGAAAUGAGACACUUCGCUGUUCGCGCCACCCCAACAGGCAUCGCCAAGGCAAUUACGAAGGUAGCAAGAAGCUGUGCGUGUGUGUACGACGGUCUUGUUCGAGUGUCUUCGAUGGAUACACGGGAUUCCCGCAGAGAACCUGGUAACGUGCGACUUCCACGCGCUAACAAAUGCUGCGGGUUCGGUGUGAUUUUCUUGCAGGUGGUGCAGGCGAAGGUACCCGACUUGCACGGUCUGGAGGACAUCAGCGAGUAUGUCGCGGGAGGCAUGGGAGGAGGAAUAUCAGAUAGCGAGGUUGAGGAUGAGGAAUCCAAGAUCACGUUGCCGGAUGACUACGUCGGUCGGGGAAACGUCAAGUCGCAGAAAAGGCGAGACAAUUCAAUCCGCUUGCAGGAGCUCGGACCGCGGCUUACUCUGGAACUCAUGAAGGUGGAGCGAGGUCUAUGCGAGGGAGAGGUCCUGUACCACAGUUAUGUGACCAAGACGGCGGAAGAGAUCAAGGCGCAGCGAGCGAAGGUGGAAAAGAGAGAUAACCUCAAGCGCAAGCGCCGCGAGGAGCAAGCAGAGAACGUAGCGCGCAAGAAGCAGGAAGCCGAAGAACUAGCAGCAGCAAAGGCUGCUAGAAGGCUGGAGAGGGCGCAGCAAGCAGCGGCUGAAGGAGACGCGGACGAGGAAGACAGCGAAAGCGACGGAGAAAGUGGGGAAGAGGAGACUGGUGAAAGUCAGGGAGCGUUUGGUACUAGCACGGGUGUGGAUGAGAGUGGGUCAGACGUGUUAGAUGAAAUGGAGGAGAGCGAGUAGGAGGGGGGGACAGAGGAAAAGGAGUGUGACGAAGAGGACUAAAGUCGACUGGAAAGUCGCGUUUGUGAAGUAGACAUCUGCUGGAAGGGUGUGUUAGUCACUGAGAAUUAGAAUGCGCUG
Ectocarpus sp. CCAP 1310/34 is the source of this 1549-nucleotide messenger RNA. NCBI's taxonomy places the organism in Eukaryota, Phaeophyceae, Ectocarpales, Ectocarpaceae. The record is from the annotation of a GenBank genome assembly.